Oncorhynchus kisutch (coho salmon) is the source of this 7687-nucleotide messenger RNA. It is a transcript of the gene slc25a1b, whose product is annotated as slc25a1 solute carrier family 25 member 1b. The transcript is spliced from 9 exons. Gene Ontology annotation, molecular function: citrate secondary active transmembrane transporter activity. Gene Ontology annotation, biological process: mitochondrial citrate transmembrane transport. Gene Ontology annotation, cellular component: mitochondrion. Lineage: Eukaryota; Metazoa; Chordata; Actinopteri; Salmoniformes; Salmonidae. The record is from RefSeq and is a predicted model, not a curated record. Bases 3787 to 4740 code for a protein of 317 amino acids.
UUAUUUUGUGUGGAAACAUGGCGGAAGGCAGUGACAGCGAUCGGGAGAUUUUUCAGCCUUCUAAUAAGAAGUCAGCAUCUGAAGUGUGGUCGUAUUUUGAGUUUUACAAGAGUGCUGAAGGAAUCUUAAUCGAAGAUGGUCACUCUGUCUGCAGAACAUGCAACGACAAAAAAAAAACGCUGCGAAAGGGGGCAAAACUUCAAAUAUCAUGAGUCAUCUUCGUAACCAACACCCACUAACGUUACUUUAUUGCGAAUGAAAGGUAAUUUAACGUUUAGCUCAACGCAUGUGGGGACUUCGUAAUGGGGGAAAAUGUAAUGCUUUGUCUAACUUGCUAAUAGCUUGUCAAUAAUGUAAACUGAAGCUUUCAGUGUUACCUACUUUUGUAAAAACACUACACGUUGUUCUGCUGAUGUAUGCGACGUGUGUCUGCACACUAUUCGUCCAUUGCACAGGAUAACACGUUGUCGUUUAGUCACUCAACCAACAUGUUUUGUUCAUUUAAAAUCCGGCAGUUGUCGACAUGGUUGUAAAAGUGUUCCAACAGGAGAAACACUAGAGUCUUAUACAAGACUCCUGUAUUUAUGUCAAUUGUAGGGCUCAUUGCAAUUACUAUCACUGUCUUAAGACUCAAUUGUAUUUAUGUCAAUUGUGCAUGGGUCAUUGCAUAUACUCAAAUGCAACACAGAAUUUCGACUGUGUAAUAAUAAUAAUAAUUACUAAUAACUAAUAAUACAUUUGCUAUUCCCUUGGCUGCACGCCCACUCUGUAAACAUCUUUAAUGUUACUAUUUUAAAUGUUUAUGCACACAGUGCUGCUAAUUUAUUUUUAUUUUUAUCCCAUUUGCUUACUUAAGGUUGUGUUCAUUUAAACCUGCACAAGAUAAAUUUACCUCAUGGCCACAUGGUGCCAUCUUUAAUGUUAUUAUUUUAAUGUUUAUGCAAAGUGCAUAGUUAUGCUAAUUGUAUUUGUUGGUUUUCAAUAUAACACUUGGUGAAAUUUCAGUGUGUAUAUCAGUACUUUGAACAUUUCCAGCACAUUUGAACAAUACCGCGAUAAUGCUGAUAACUGAUAAUUUUGGUCACUAUAAUCGUAAUAUGAAAUGUUCGUAUCGUUUAAUCUCUAGUUUUGACCAUGACAGAUUACAAUCCAAUGUUACUUCAAGCAGUUUAGUCACCACAACUUGCUAAAUAUCCACAUUCAUUGCAACAUUUUGUCAAUGGCUAACUAGUUGAUUUUACAGAGACAUUUCUAUUCAUGUGUAUUUUGAGAUACCUUUAAAUGUCGCAAAGCAUUUCUAUUCAUUAAUGAUCAGGUAACUAAUAAUCAGUCAAUGUAUUUAUAAUAUUAAAAAAAUAUUAUUUCCUAUUCUAGUUAGCUAAUGUUCAACGCUAUAAAAUUGUAUUAUCCUGCCAACUACCUAACAAUGAGACUGGUUAAUCCACUCCUGAUUUUUUUUUUUUGACCUUUAUUUAACUAGGCAAGUCAGUUAUUAUAGGAACAGUGGAUUAUCUUUCAAAAUGAGCAGUCAAUGAUAGCUAACGUUAGCUAGCUUUAGCUGAAAGCUAGUAUCUUGAAGGUGAGGGCCAUCGGCAUAAAAUAAUACCUUUGUGCCCUAAUAUCGGGCUUAACAUGUAUUGUGCACCGUCAAUUUCGGACAAAGGACAGUUUGGAGUGGUCUUUAGCAAGGCUAGCCAAAUUGUCCUAGUUGGAAUGCUGGCUAGGCUAGGUAACUAGCUACAUCUGCGUUGGGGUGGCUUGACUUCAUCAGUAAAUUAGCCAACUAGCCAACAUCUAAGUAAUUCCUAUGUUAAGUCAUUGUAAUGUAAUAAUUUAUAUAUUUAGUUUCAACACAAAAUUAUACUUGGGAUUAGACGGUACGACAUUGGCAAACAUUAUGUAACAUUUGCUAGGGCACUAGCCAGUGCUCUGAACUACCUAGUUAGCCAACCACAUUACUCAACAGAUGGACAUUGGAAUAGUCCCUUGUAGCCGGCUAGUUGGUGCAGUGGCUAACCUUGGACAAACGCGCUAGUUAGUGACAUGCAUUUUCCAUGAUUAUUCCAUGCAAUAAACAGCAUUAUAACAAAUAAACCGUUGUGCUUUAUAUUAGCUAGAUUGUUCAUACCGAUGUUAUGUUGUGAAGCGUCUGAGCACUGUUCUUCCUUUACCCUGUCAAAGGUAGCGUACUUUAGUUCUCUCCCACCAACUAGCAUGAAGAAUCUGCUUGGCAGAGAUAGGGCACAGUGAAGGAGACACAAUGAGCAUGCGCAAUUCACCGGGGCGAGGGCAUGAAUGACUGCAGCAGAAUGUUUUAGCUACAUAAUUUGUCAUUCAUUCCAGCAUUUGCCAAUAAAGCAAUAUAUUCAGUGAAUUCAAUCUUCAGACUUUUUGCAACCUACAAUUUAUUUGGUCAGCCGCAUCAACUGCAGAUUUCGUUAGGGUACGCCUCUUCUGUGAAGUACGCAUUUGCACUCCUAAACAACGAGAUUAAAAAAAAAAAAACUUUUGCAAAGGGUAAAGUCUACAAAACGUAGUCCACUCUGUUCAUAACAUAUUAUAGUUUUGGUAACAGAACUGUAUUGAGAUCAAAUGUUUCAUCGAUGAGAAAAUUUCGGCCUAAGUCCAUCUCGUUCCGUAUUCUCCCACUGCCGGCCAGUGGGCUUCCUCUCCCUACCAUAUUUGUUAGUGAGUGGAAACGCUAAGCGGAUGCUUCACAUUUAUAGAACAAUUGUGUAUCUGUGAUAUAGCCAUCUUUGACUUUGUGGCCAUGGCAACUAGUGGAAACCGCAUCAACUGGAGAUCCAUAGUGGCCACUAGCGACUGCGCAGCCUAUGACGAAAAUAGCAUUGUUUAGUGACAAAUAAUAGGAUAAGAAGUCGUCACUACUGUUGUUGUAGGCUACAUAAAUGGGGGGAUGUAGUAAGCUUACCUAAUAUAGGGUCCAAUGACGUGUCAGUGUAGAAGGCUGCCAAUAAUUUGUGUAAAGCUCCCGAGUGGCGCAGCGGUCUAAGGCACUGCAUCUCAGAACAAUAGGCGUCACUAUAGUACCUGAUUUGGAGUCCCAUAGUCGUCCGGGAAUGGCCGAAGUAGGCCGCCAUUGUAAAUAAUAAUUUGUUCUUAACUGACUUUCCUAGUUAAAUAAUAUAUAUAUAUAUAUAUAUAUAUAUAUAUAUUUUUUUUUUAAGCCCAAUGUGAGGGUCACAUUGGUGAAUAUUUUUGUUUAUACCUACAUACCAGGCCACCCUAAGAAAUGUACAGGUUGUUUGAAGAGGUCAAUGUCGGAAACGUUUUAUAAAUGUGGUGGUUGAGGCCAACAAGGGCUAUGGGGCCGCUAUGAAUAACAGGAGACUACUGACUGAUAUAUUUCUUUAGGGGAGGCUGCAGUUACUCUGUCUGGACUAUGGCACAGUGAACUAUUAGGCUAAUCAAAGCAACUGAGGGAAUUUUCCGUUCCACCUUAAAUCUGGUUUGUUUGUGAAAAAUAUGGAGACGUUCUCUUUUUACGUGGAAGGGUGAAAGCCCCGCCCUGUGAACGCUUGCAAUGCACGAGUGAACUUCAACUGUCAAAAGUGGAGGACACAUUAGCUUUUGAGCUGUGCGGUUUUCAAUUAUCAGCAUCGCCUUUGUAAGUGAUCGCACAUCAGUACGCUGUAGGUGUGAUCGAGGCGCAAUUUGUGCACAAAGCGCCGGAGUGCACGGAGGCUGACGAUCGGGAGGGAUAAAAAGUGUCGUCCUAGAAGUGAACAAGUUCUUGGUUGUUUUGGGGGGCCGAUUGUUGCCAAUAUGUCCAGGAAUCCCACAUUUGUGAGUCCAUUCCACAGACCCCACUGUUUGGCCGCUGCCGCCCAGGCAGGAAAAGCCAAACUCACCCACCCUGGCAAAGCCAUUCUAGCAGGUGGUAUUGCUGGAGGAAUAGAGAUCUGUAUUACAUUCCCUACAGAGUAUGUGAAGACUCAGCUGCAGUUGGAUGAGAAGGCCAACCCUCCCAGAUAUAAAGGCAUCGUUGACUGUGUGAAGCAGACGGUAGACGGUCAUGGGGUGAGGGGUCUAUACAGAGGGCUCAGCUCACUGCUCUAUGGCUCCAUACCCAAAGCAGCUGUCAGGUUUGGUGUGUUUGAGUUCCUCAGUAAUAAGAUGCGUGAUGAGAGUGGGAAGCUGGACAGUACCCGGGGUCUUCUCUGUGGGCUGGGGGCUGGAGUGGCUGAGGCUGUGGUGGUGGUCUGCCCCAUGGAGACGGUCAAGGUAAAGUUUAUCCAUGACCAAUCGUCAGCCAACCCAAAGUACCGGGGAUUCUUCCAUGGAGUCAGGGAGAUCGUCAGAACAGAAGGCCUGAGGGGGACGUACCAGGGUUUGACAGCCACGGUACUGAAACAGGGAUCCAACCAGGCCAUCCGCUUCUACGUCAUGACAUCUCUAAGGAACUGGUACAAAGGUGAAGAUCCUAACAAGGCCAUUAACCCUCUGGUCACGGGAGCAUUCGGAGCCUUCGCUGGAGCUGUCAGUGUGUUUGGAAACACUCCUCUGGAUGUCAUCAAAACCAGGAUGCAGGGUCUGGAGGCUCACAAGUACAAAAGCACCCUGGACUGUGCCGUCAAGAUCAUGAAGCAUGAGGGACCUAAAGCGUUCUAUAAGGGUACAGUCCCCAGGCUGGGCAGGGUGUGUAUGGACGUAGCCAUCGUCUUCAUAAUCUACGAGGAGGUGGUGAAGGUCCUUAACAAAGUCUGGAAGACGGACUGAGAUCAUGUUUCCGUGACAACCAGCGGAGUGGAGAACCCCCGGCAGGGCGGGGCUAUGGCUUGAUUCCAAACCCAAUCCCUCUGCCCUUUCCUUAGGUUAUCCAUGACUUGCUACCUCCUUACAGAUCUGACAUGGCUGGUUAUAUUUCAUUACAAAAAAGUUGGUCUCUGUCCCCUGCCAUUGUUUGCUUUAGUCAGUUGGAAUGAAAUGCAGCCAUGAUAAGUGUAAACAAUCUGGGGAUGAGUGCACUUCGCCUAUGAUCCUAUUGGGGAUACUACUAUCAUAUUGUUUAUACCUACAUCCUCUGUUCUUCUGUAUAUCCACAGGGGGGAGGGAGCAAGGGCACAUGGGUAGGGUGAAAAGAUUUGGCCUAUAUGACUGGAAUAAUGGGAACACUGUAUCAUUCCAGAGCAGUGUCUUAGACCAACAGUGCUUCAGUUCACUAAUUGCUAUUAUUAACAUCUUAUGUUGUACAUUAAUCAAAGAUGAAACAAUACUUAUAGCUAAAAACCUAAUAAAAUGUGAUGUAAAUCAAAGGAAAAAACUUGAAAUGAGAGAGGAGGAGGAUCAAAGGCUUUUAACUCCAAAGACCAUGUUGUAUAUUUAACACGAUGGUGUGACCCAGUGAAAUGGGUCUGGUAGAGAUGUGGAGGCCGUCGUUCAUACACAUGAUGGCACUACAACAGACAUGCCUGUUCACGUGUCACAUGGGUGUUGUUUUCCAGGUUUAAUGCAGGUCUGAAAUGUAGCUGCUUUACAUACCUGAGUACAAUUGCAACACAAUGCCUUAUAUCAUUAUAUUCAGAGAUAUCUUUAUGGUAGAGAGCUACUAUAUGUACAGUGCCUUGAAAAAGUAUUUGCCCCCUUUGAGUUUCUCUAUUUUUGCAUUUUUUUUUUAAUACUGAAUGUUAUCAGAUCUUCAAUCAAAAGGGAACCUGAGUUUACAAAUAACAAAAAAUAUAUACUUAUUUUAUUUAUUUAACAUUUUGCUUACUGGGACUUCUAAUUUUGAGAGGGGCAGCAUUUUUUGGUCUCGCCUAGGGCGGCAGAACAGCAAGGACUGGCCCUGCUUCCAAGAGUCUUGAUGAUCAUCCAGGUGCUUUAUGGCAAACUUGUCAACCUUUUGGAGGUCAUGGGUCUGUAUAUGCCUAGCAAAAACCAAACCAGGCAUUCCACAGUAAGAACCUUACACCAACGGUCAAUCAUAGGAGUCUAGGUGUCAUUUAGAUUUUGGCCACCAGAGGCAGCAGGGGUUCAAACUGUAGAACCCAGUUCCAACAUUUUAAUAUAAAAAUUGAUUUGAUCAAACAAAACUAUGCUACAUUAUAUCUCUUGGACCUUCAGUAUGACAAAUCAGAGCAAGAUUACUGAAUGUAAGUACAUUUAUUUACCUUCAGAGGUGAAUGUAUCAAACCAGUUGCUGUGAUAAGUGUUUUGUUGUUGUGCACUCAAUAAAUAGCAUGCUUUUUUAUUUUUUACUGUAAUAGCUACUGUAAAUUGGACACUGCAGUUAGAUUAACAAUAAUUUAAGUUUUCUGCCCAUAUAAGACAUGUCUAUGUCCUGGAAAGUUGGCUGUUGUCAUUCUAGUCACAUUAGCUCACGUUAGCAACAACCGUCCCAGUUUAGGGACACCGAUCCCAUAGAGGAUGGAGGAUGCAUGGAAGAGUGGGCCAAAAUUCCUCCACAGCGACUUGAGAGACUGAUCAAGAACUACAGGAAAUGUUUGGUUGAAGUCAUUGCAGCUAGAGCUGGCACAACCAGUUAUUGAGUGUAAGGGGGCAAUUACUUUUUCACAGAGGGGCAUUCAGUGUUGCAGCAUAAUUUUGUUCAUGAAAUAAGUAAGUGAUUGUUGUUAUUUGUUCACUCAGGUUCCCUUUAUCUUGUAUUAGGUUUUGGUUGAAGACCUGAUAACAUUCAGUAAAAUUUAGAAAGGGAGCAAAUACUUUUUCACAGCACUGUAUGUAGUAGUAUAAUAUUAAUAGUUAAAAUAAGAACAGUUUUGAAUUACUACUCAUUCUUAUUCUAUGGUUGUCAUAACCCUGUUUUGGCAUAGAAUUAAGAAUGAGAAUCCUAAUUAAAUAGUACUUUUAAUAGGAUCUCUGUUUUUUUGGUGUCUGUCGACUACAGAGAUGAACAUGUUGUACAGUAUACUCAGACAUUCUGCAGAAUGAACCAAAACUUUUCAAGUGAAUUACAUAAAAACUGACCAAGAUUGAGAUGGUGAGGGACUUUGCAGUUGUAAAUGUGAAACAGAAAUAUAUUUACAUAAUGAUUGUUUGUGCCUGCAAAUGUAAUUUAUGAUGGUUUUAGAAAUCUGGUAUAACAUCUCUAGUGCUACUAAUGUCUAAAAUUGAAAUGAUUCAUGUUGCAUGUCUUAGUUGGGUCAGUUUUUCCUCACUGAGUUACAGUAUGAUACAAUAACACUUUAAAAACAAUGAUUAAGUGUUAAUUUGAUAUAGACAGUAACACAUUGUAAUGAUGCCUUGCUGAGAUGUUUAUCAAAUCUACUGGUACUAGUUGACAGUAUAGCUUACCAGACCAUCUUUGUAAUGCAGCCUUGAGUAUAAUUCAAUGUGAUGAGAUAUUGUCUGGUAAAGUUACCUGGCACUUAUCGAGUAAGCAUAAAUUAAUUCACACUUAUUUUCUUGGUAGUGUUAGUGGAGGGGUGGGGACACCAAUUUUUAAUUAAGAUGUCUAGAUGUAUCUUUUGCAAAACCUAAUAGACAUUUUUAAUGAAACAAUACAUUUGCCACUGUCAUGGUCUGCCCAAUGUAAGAUACAUCUAUUUUUUUAUGCUCAAAGACAAGAUCUUAUGUAAGCAUGUUUUAUUGAAAGACCAUGCACAGCCAUUGCAGAUUGUAGUGCCUGAGAGACAUUUGUAACAUUUGCGUUUGGGAUUUUGAAUAUGCCAUGUGUGCAUUAAAGAGUGUAAAGGAUUGUAAACAA